GGAGACUCAUGAUAGUCCGUUCUGCCUGAGGAAGCAGAGCCAUGACAAUCGGAAAUCUACUAGCUUAUAUGUCAGUCAGCCCCAGCAAGGAGAUCAAGAUUGUGUCUGCUGUAAGGAGAAGCAGUAUGAGCAGCUGUGGCAGCAGUGGCUACUUCAGCAGCAGCCCGACCCUCAGCAGCAGCCCCCCUGUGCUCUGCAACCCCAAGUCUGUUCUAAAGAGACCUGUCACUUCUGAGGAACUCCUGACUCCUGGGGCUCCAUAUGCAAGGAAGACAUUCACGAUUGUUGGUGAUGCCGUUGGCUGGGGGUUUGUGGUACGAGGAAGUAAGCCAUGCCACAUCCAGGCUGUGGACCCCAGUGGCCCUGCAGCUGCAGCUGGAAUGAAGGUCUGUCAGUUUGUCGUCUCAGUCAAUGGGCUCAACGUGCUGCAUGUGGACUACCGUACGGUGAGCAAUCUGAUUCUGACGGGCCCACGGACAAUUGUCAUGGAAGUCAUGGAGGAGUUAGACUGCUGAUCAGCAGGACCUCCCCGCCCACUGUUCCAGAAUGAAACAGCAAUGCAAGGACAAGACUUCCAUGCGAAUGGAGAGCUUUGGACAUUCGGAUCUUUUCUCUGUUCAUACACAUCUUCGAUUUCAUACACUGUUUGAACGUGGAAGAACCGGGUAACACAUCUUUAAAAAAAAAAAAAGGUCUGUGUCCACAGUAGGGAAACAGAGUUUUCCUACCUGAUGGAAUUGCCUUACUGGAUUUCCAUUUGUAGUUUUCGUUUGUUGCUUUAUCUUAGUUUGCAGAAAGUUGAAAUGUUUCUCUAUCCAAAAUAGCGACAUGCUGUAGGAGUCAUUAAAAAUAGUUGUUAGACUUUAAAUUGUUCUUUCCAAGCCAGGCACAGGGGUUCAUAUCUGCAGUCCCAGCUACUUAGGAGGCUGAGGUAGGAGGCUCACUCUAGCCCAGGUGUUGGAGGCCAGUCUGGGCAGUAUAGGAAGACCCCAUCUCAAAAUAAAAAUGGACCUUUCGCCCAAAUCAGCAUGGAAUUGUUUGACAGAAGGCCUGUAUUUCACCAACUUCAAAUUAAAGCAACACACACAGGAAUAUGACCCAGUAAGCAGCAUUUCGAAAAAGGUUCUGAAGUAUUCACAACCACCAAAAAAAUGACUUGUUUCUUAAUUCCCACCUUUGGUAUUUACUUCUAACUUAGCACAUUUCGAUUGUGGCGUCAGGUAGAACACAAACAAAGCAAAACGUUGCCAAUGCUGGGGGGAAACACUGCACAGAUCCCACUUGUAACUUUUUGCACCAUUUUCUCUUGCUGAGACUAAAACAUUUUGUUCUACAAAUCAGUUACAGUGGAUUUCGAGAAUUAAUCCUAAAUUUAUUGAAUGUGAAAAUAGAGAAGUUUGUAUACACAUAUAUGAAACAUAAAAAUCAAACCUUCUGCAUAGAUUUCACUUUGAAACUGUCCACUUAAGGGGAAAUAUUCUAGAACUUGGCCUGUGUGUGAUAAAACUUGAAACUCUAAAUUGCCUUCUUAGACUGAAUCUUUACAAGCCUUUUAAUGUAACAUAUUCUAAGUGCAAUAUGUGCUGCUUAUGUAGGGGAGUUAUUUUCACUGAAAUCACCAUCUUGUGUUGUAAUUUUUCAUCAAACUUGUAUAUAUGCAUUUUUUUUUUGGUCUAGAAGAUAGUGUAUUUGGGGUCUUGAUAUAUAGAGGAAAUUCCUCAAAGUGCCAAAUUAGGGAUCAGGGAAUGCUAAAUUCUUUUUCAUUUCAUACAAUGAAUUUUGAACAAGGAGAUUGCUUUCUUAUGAUGUAUUAGCAAAAUAAUACACAAGCAUUGUAACUCAGUCAUUUCUUUGUGAUAGGGUACAAUGUGUUAGUACUGGUAGAAUAACAUACCGGGCUAAAGAUUUUACAUACAUAUAUUUCUGGUAAGCCAACUUUUCUAGCUUUAAUUAGAGAAUAGGUUCCUGAAGUUUUACUGAAUGUCUGACAUCAAUAUUGUCAAUCUACACUUGAGAAAGACUGUUCCCUGCCAUGUGUUUGUGUGCCUGUGUGUUUAUACUGUGUGCUACAUUCUGCGCUACGGUGUUUAAUGUGUAUGAUCUAAAAUUUAAUCCUUAUCACAGGUAGUUAUCACUCUCAUUAUUCAGAUGGGGAAACUAAGACUGAGCAAGAUUAAAAAUGUUUUCUAAGUUCAAACACCUGUAAGAACUAUUAUGCGAUAAAUCCUGGAUUCAAGUACAAGUUUGUUUAAUGCUGAAGUCUGCAUUCCCAUCUCCCUCAAACUCUCCUAUUUGUCCUUCUUGACCUAUGAGGUCAAUGCCAUCACCAUACCCAUUUUACAAAUAAGGAAACUGACUCAUGAAGAGGUUAGUCACACGCUCAAGAACACACAAGUGGGAGAUCUCGCCACUUGGCUUUAAAAAAUUUAUAACAUCUUUAAAAGACGAAUUUUAGAUGCUUUCUGUCCCCACGUGUUCAUUAAUUGACAAAAGAAGGAAUGCCUUUUGAGAAGUGUCAUCUUCUUCUUGCCCGCUGCUUUGACUUACUACUCAUAUCCUAGUGCUAUUAUUUUGAACCCUGAAGCCAAUCUAAGCACCAGAGAAGCAUCUGUCUGUCUUUCCUCCUCCUGCUGGUGAGGGAGAGGAAAGGAGGGAUGAACUAGUCUCUCUUUGAUUCUUAUCACCUUUGGUUUAAAGGUCAAAUGCCAGAGAAUUUCCAAGGCCAUGACAGCCUUACAUUUCUACUCCUCCAGCCUGCUCUUGCCAUCCUCACACAUCAGUUCAGGUGAAUGACCCCCCUGCCCUAGGAACCUCAUCUCAGUCCCUUCAGAAUUUGUGUACACAGUGUCUCCUCCCUACAAUGUUCUUCUUUCUCCAUAUUUGUCUGGAAAUUCUUUCUUCUUGUUAUCUCUUCUGAGAAUUAACUCCCCAAUGAUGUCCCGUCUCUAAAUCCUCUAAAUUUCCAUAGAUCCUAAGUCCCAUUAUAGCAUUGUUCACAUUUACUGUGAAAUUGUUCUGUUACAUGUCUGUCUCAUUAACUACUUAAACUCUAAGCAUCUGCAGAACAGGGACUGUGUCUUGGUAGCCAGGGUAUUCAUUUCCUCUACCUGACCAAAGUAAUGUAUCAGCUAUCCGUCGUUGACCAAUUAGCCACCCCAGAUCAUGGCUUAUCACAAUAUCUCUUGUUUGUUUCUGACCCUAUGGGUUGUCAGUUUGAGCCAUAUGUUGCUGAUGUGGCCCCCACUGCUCCAUAAAUGCCAAUGGGGUCUCCACACAAAUUUGUGGUCAGUGAUCAGGUUGGUUGGAGGCUGUUUGUUCUUAGAUGGUGGUAUAGUUUGAAUCUUGAAUGUCCCCUAAAGACCCAUGCAUUAAAGAGUUGAGCCUCAAACUGGUAAUAUUGGAAGUUGGUAGAACCAUUAAGAAGAGAUGGGAUCUAUUGGGAGGUCCUUAGAUCUUUAGGGAUGCGCCAUUGGAGGGGAUGGUGGGACCCCAGACCCUUCUUUCUCUCUCUUGUUUCUUGACCAUGAGGUGAACUGUUUUGCUAUGCUUUGUGCCCAUGCCAUGAUGUGUUGCCUCACCACAGGCCCCAAAACAAAUUAUGGACUAGAACCUCCAAAAACUGUGAGCCAAAAUAACCCUUUUCUCUUGUUAAGUUGCUUGUCUCAGGUAUUUUGUUAUACCGAUUGAAAGCUGACUAGCACAGAUGGCUUCAUGCAGACCUCUCAAAGUUGACUGGGACUGAGGACCAGUUGCCUCAGUUGCCUCCACUCCAUACAGCCUCAAACAGGGUGAGAACAGAAACUGCAAGACCUUCUCUCUGUUUGGUUGGACAUUACAUAGUUUGACUUUCACACCAUUCUGUAAGCCAAAGGAAGUCAUAAAGCUAGCCCAGAAUCCAGGGGUGGGGAACUAGAUAGCCCUCUUCAAUGGGAAGAUGUCAAAGAAAUUUAAGACUUCAAAGACAGAAAAUCCUAAAAUGAUAGUGCUACUUGGGACCUUGUGGAGUACAAUUUAGUCAUUUCGUUUGACAAAUGAAAACCUGCAGUGUGGAAUGAUCAUAAGGCAGGCCCAACCCAGGGAGUUUGUGGGAUGAGUGUGGACCAGAUGCCGGUCUCCUGCCUUCUUGUCCUGUGGCCUUGACAGUAUAGCAGGCUGCAUCAGGGGACAUGCAGCUGAUAUAGGCCUUUGGCAUUGGGGUAUUCAUAAAACAAAAGUGGUACCAGGUACCCAUGAUAGUAAAGGAGUAGAGUUUUAAUUGAUUCCUCUCUUGAGUUAAAUCAUAUCCUAAGAAAAUAUUCUGCUUCAAAAUUUAAAAAGCCCUCUAAAUGUAACACUAAAAAUUAUCUUAAAUUAACAAUCAGCAGUGUUGGAGCUUUUAUUUCAUGUGUGUGUGUGUGUGUGUGUGUGUGUGUGUGUGAUCUUCCAAGAUGGAAGUGUAUUUUGUGUGAAGUUUUACCCAUUGAGAACCUGCAAACCUUGGACAUAUCUUUCUUUGCUUCAUUAAAAAAAACACUAGAUGUUUCAGGUAUCUGUACUAGGUGUUUAUGUUUUGAUGACAGAAAUGAAAAUAGUUUUUGUUUCUUUAUUAGCAUCGUAUGUGUGAAUCUGAAAGCCAUGCUUUGUUGUAGAGAGAAAAACGCAGUUGCCUUUUGGGUUGAUUCUAUUCUCAGAGGUUUUAUUAAUCUCUGUCAAAUUGUUGUGUAAAUUGGAGCUGGACAUGGUGGCUCAUGGCUGUAAUCCAAGCACUCAGGAGACUGAGGCAAGAUUGAAAGGCCAGUCCAGAUCUUUCAAUGAGACCCUGUCUCAAAACAGUGUAGAGAAGUGAUGGGUAACAUGAAGAAGAUGCCCAUGUUUGUAGAGAUGAGAUGAGAUCAACUUUACAGCCUCUUAUAAAAUAGGAUUGCACCGGAGGGCAAAAGUUAGUAUUAGAAAUGUCAUUGUUUUCCAUUCAAAAUGGAGUCUUAAAUUUCCAAAUAGUCUUUCCUCUCAAACAUAUUGUGAAAAUACUCUGCUUUCAGGACUUAUUUUAACUGUUAUUUUAACUGUUCUUUCCUGUUGAGUAUAAAUCCUGCUUCAUUUUGAUUACAGAAUAUCAGAAUAACUCUAGAACAUUUCAGCUUUGCUAAUUGGUUGAAGGCCUUUGCUGACAUUGACCAUGACUUCCAUCAGUUUCAGUACCAAAAGGACAAAUAUGCUGUGUACCAAAAUGAAGUUCACCAUCAAAGAUAACAUCCAGUAUUGAUAAAUGAAUUAAUGAAUCUUCUCAAUGUAUAUCUUUAUUUUAAAAUUAGAUAAGAUUUAUUUGCUCUCUAAUUAAAAAUUGUACCAUAAUACUUAAAAUUACUGUAUGAAAACGCAGGAGUACAGCAUGAAAUAAAUGUUGCACUUUUUAAAACAAUGACUUUAGGGUUUUUAGCUUUCUCUCUUUUCAAACAAAUUGACCAAUUUUUGUGCAAAGCAAGAAUUACAUUUUAAGCUGAUCUGCUUACUUAUCAGUGAAAACACAUGGAACUCAUAUUUAAUUCACUAAUGUAGCCAAAAGUGCCAUUUGUGAAUCUACUUGGAUAUUUUCUGGUAGUUUUUUGCCUGAAAAGAAAUGCAUUAAAAAGGUGGGGUUUCUUUGGUUUUGGUUUUUGUCUUUUAUAUGGUAUGAUUCAGAAUCAUUGCCUCCCUACGCAAUGAGCACUGUAAGAUAUUCUACAUGGGAAAAUACCAUGUGCUUAUAAUUCUUCAAAAAUUUUCAGUGAACUGGGAAAUGAGUUAACUAAUUCUGUGUCGAAUGAGCAGUGUAGAGUAUGGGGAGAGUGGUUGUUCAGCUAUCUAUAUUCCGCAUUAUCUGAAAGACUUUAAAUUUUUCUGUCAUUUAUUUAAUUAUUCAUUCAUCAUUUAUUCAAGAAACCUUACUGAGUCAAACCCCAGUGCCUCUAAAAAAAACCAACCAAACAAAAAAGAGCCAACUCUUUGUUUAAGGCUGUGGAGAGGCUCAAGUGGUAGACCACCUGCCUAAACAAGCAUGGGGCUCUGAGUUCAAACCCCAGUACCACCAAAAAAAAAAAAA
Castor canadensis (American beaver) is the source of this 6058-nucleotide messenger RNA. RefSeq names its product DEP domain containing MTOR interacting protein (gene Deptor). Gene Ontology annotation, molecular function: guanyl-nucleotide exchange factor activity; GTPase activator activity; protein binding. Gene Ontology annotation, biological process: positive regulation of GTPase activity; intracellular signal transduction; negative regulation of TOR signaling. Gene Ontology annotation, cellular component: plasma membrane. The record is from RefSeq and is a predicted model, not a curated record. Lineage: Eukaryota; Metazoa; Chordata; Mammalia; Rodentia; Castoridae.